This is a messenger RNA of Eutrema salsugineum, 612 nucleotides long. Its product is annotated as LOB domain-containing protein 2. Bases 1 to 612 code for a protein of 203 amino acids. The transcript has a single exon. NCBI's taxonomy places the organism in Eukaryota, Viridiplantae, Streptophyta, Magnoliopsida, Brassicales, Brassicaceae. The record is from RefSeq and is a predicted model, not a curated record.
AUGAUGCAAAGGAACUCUAACAACAACACCAACAACAACAACUCCAUUAUUAACUCAUCAUCGCAUCAAGCUUGUGCUUCAUGCAAACACCAAAGGAAGAAAUGCAACAACGAAUGCAUCUUAUCCCCUUAUUUCCCGGCCCGCAAGACCAAAGAGUUUCAGGCCGUGCACAAAGUCUUUGGUGUUAGUAACGUACAGAAAAUGGUACGGACAGUACGUGAAGAGGACCGUACAAAGCUCUCUGAAUCUUUGACAUGGGAAGCACUAUGGAGACAGAAAGAUCCUGUCCUUGGCUCCUACGGAGAGUAUAGGAGGAUUUGUGAGGAGCUCAAGCUGUACAAAAGCUUGGUUCAUAAUCAACCUCUCAUUGGUUGGGACAAUAAUCAACGUACUGUAUUCAACAAUAACAACAAAAACGGAUUAGCGAUAAAUUCGAGUGGAUCGGGAGGGUUUAGUGUUAACAACAAUGGCGUUGCUGUGAAUCGGGAGAUUAUUAAUGGUGGAUAUACAUCGAGGAAUUUGCAAGGUGGCUGGGAAAACUUCAAGCAAGAUCAAAGGCAACAAUGUUAUGCAGUGAUUAAUGGGUUUAAGCAACAUUAUCUCCCACUCUAA